AUGACGAUCGAUCGUUGGAGCGUGACGCGUUGCGUCGCCCUCGCCGCGUCGUCCGCGCUCGGUCUGGACGCGUACGCCGACGCAAUCUUCGGCGAACAGUGCGCGUUCGCCUUGCCCACGGUGGAGCCCGACGCACGGGGCGAGCGCGCGUCGUCGUCCAAGCGCUCGGACGAGAAGAGAGAGCGAGAGCGUAAAGAGGCUAAAAAGGAGCUCGAGCGAACGUCGCUCGGACGUCUCGUCGUUCGUUUCAAGGAUGUGCGCGGGAGAGCGCUCGCGGGUGACCUGGACCUCGUCGCAUUUUACUUUGGCGUCUCGGCGCUCGGUGCGCUGGGGGCGUUCGUGGAGCGCAUCGUCAGAGCGCGGUCGGAGAUUUCGGACGCGCUCACGCCCACGCUCGCGGCCUUUGGGAUCGGGAUAGCGAUGCGAGCGCUCUGGCGCGCGCACACGGACGCGCGGGUGACGCCGAGUUCGGAGAAGACGGUGGCGAUGCUCUUCGCGUUCGUCGCUUGGUGCGCGUCGACGCUCUUCGUUCUGCUUGCACCCGUGGGAGUGAGGGAUUUCAAACUCGCGAGCGUCGCGAACGCGGUGAAUGAGGUGCUUGUGGAUAACCUGCGCGGGAGGCCGCAAGCGUCGCUCGAAGUCGUCGGCGUGACGUUCGGGUUGCUCGGCGCGGCUGUCGCCGGUUUAUCGCUCGCGGCGACGGUUCGCGUGACGAAAAGCUAUCUGAUCUUUACGACCAUUCCCGAAUGGGCGGCCUCGUACGCGGGAUCGUCCGCAGUUUCACACUGGAGAAGAUUUGUCGUGCACACUGCUCUCGCGCUGCCCGUCUUAGCCGUCGUCGCAGGCUCUCCGGCGAUGGUUUCGGAGCCGCUCGGACUUUUGGACACGACCACUCGAGAUAUUCAGUGCGUGAUGUUCGUCAUCGCCGGGACUUUCAUGAUGGCGAGCGUUAAUCCUUUGACACAGGCGCACUUAGAUUCCGGAUUGAUUGCGUGGUACGAGGUGAAAGAAGGAAAUGACGACGGCGUCCUGAGCGAGCGCGCCGUCGCGGUGGUUACACGUAAACUUGACGUUACCAACCAUCUGGUGUGCAAAGUCGCGCUCCAAGUGGCGGCUCCUGCGUUGUUUAUUUUCUCAUGCGGUCUCGGCGGUUUGACCGCGACGACGUUUACGUCAGAGAUGUUCGUCAUCUUGGGCUGGUUCUCGGCGGCGUGGAGUGUCGUCGUGGGUAUCUUCACCGUGGUCGCGUCUCAGCCAGAGGUCGUGUUCGCAACGCGCUGA
This is a messenger RNA of Ostreococcus tauri, 1281 nucleotides long. Its product is annotated as unnamed product. The coding region runs from base 1 to 1281 and encodes 426 amino acids. The record is from RefSeq and is a predicted model, not a curated record. The transcript has a single exon. Lineage: Eukaryota; Viridiplantae; Chlorophyta; Mamiellophyceae; Mamiellales; Bathycoccaceae.